AUGGGCUCAGGCGGCCAGUCCCAGGAUGACUCCGCCCACCAUUCCGGUGGCCUCAAGCCCCGCCCGCCCCCUUGUGGCCAGGCGGCAGUGAGUUGCUGGAGAAUAUUCCAGAAGAAGCCCAGCGCGCCCGGAAGGGGGCAGUGCGGAGCCCAGCAGAUUCGCGUCGGUGGCCUAGUAAAGAGGACCAAGCCUGAGUCGACCACAGCCAGCGUAGGGACAGAAGGGCCAGUAAGGACUGAGUGGGGCUGGGUCAUUGGAGUUGAGUGGGGCGUCUGCGGGACCGAGUUAAGGGGGGCACUGGCUGCGAGGGGGCGCACUGAGAGCAUGGCACUCCUCCUAAUCCUGGUCCUGUUCCUGGAUCUCGCGAAGUCGGAAACCAAUGUCACCAUAUCUGAGCGGCAAAACGCACUGAACUGUCAUGUUUGCGAGAGAGAAAAUACUUUCGUAUGUACUAACCCUGUGAAAUGUGAAAACGCAGACAGAUACUGUGUUGUUGCUGCCACGAAAAUAUUUGCACGUUUCUUUAUCAUGUCAAAGCAGUGUUCGCAGUACUGCCCAGUCGUUGAAAUGCCUGCUCCAUCUCUCCAGAGGUUCAUCCUUUUGAAACCCACAGCCUUCCUAUACGCCAAGUGUUGUGAAGAUUCCUUGUGCAAUGAGUAUGGGCCAGAGAUAAACGAAACUGCCUUCAGGGAGAUGGUUGAGUCUUCCAGUACCACACAGGGCAGUAGGGCUGGACUGGCCAUGUGCCUGAUGCUGGCCUCUGUUGUCUUGAGCCUGAGCCUGUCGUGA
Molecule: messenger RNA, 789 nt
Organism: Chrysochloris asiatica (Cape golden mole)
Lineage: Eukaryota; Metazoa; Chordata; Mammalia; Afrosoricida; Chrysochloridae
Product: lymphocyte antigen 6K-like
Exons: 6
Coding region: 1-789 (262 amino acids)
Biological process (GO): binding of sperm to zona pellucida
Cellular component (GO): acrosomal vesicle
Source: RefSeq, a predicted model, not a curated record